AUGUUACAAUGCACAAUUCCUCCUCAUAAAGGAACCAAAAAGAUUAAUAUUCAUAGAGCAGUUACUGAAUGGCUUGUCAUUGAUAAUUGUCUGCUUGAUACAAUUAAAAGGGAGGGUUUCUGUCGUUUUAUGCUUCAGGUUAAUCCCGCUUUUCGUCGACCUUCCUAUAAAGUAUUAAGAAAAAAUAUAUCAUUUGCAAAUACAAAUGCAAAGAAACAAAUAUAUAAUCUUUUAAAUGAAACUUGUGAAAAUGUUUCAUUAACUACAGAUCUUUGGACCUC
This is a messenger RNA of Racocetra persica, 281 nucleotides long. The record is from the annotation of a GenBank genome assembly. Lineage: Eukaryota; Fungi; Glomeromycota; Glomeromycetes; Diversisporales; Gigasporaceae.